CACACACACACACUCACUCACUCCACCGUGCGGAACCCUCUGCCGCUCGCCAGUUCUUCUCUCCGCGUCUCCGGGACUUUUACUCCGCGCUUCAGAUCAAAGCAAACCGCAGACAGACACAGGCUGGAGGAAACCUUUGAUCUCAGAGCUGAGAAGGUCAAAGGUCAUGACCUCAUUUUGACCCUCUUUCGUCUGCUGUCGUGACCUCAUGUUUCACACUUUCCCCAACAAGUCUCGUACGCAGGCGUCGGUCAGCAUGGAGAAAACGUACUCGCUGACGGCCCAUUACGACGACUUCCAGGAGAUCAAAUAUGGCAGUCGCUACAGCAGCAGUACGCUGAGUAAUGGCAUGAGUCUGCAUCUGGGCGGAUCAUUGGACCGCAGCCGCACCCGAAGUGGGCGGGACAAGUGUGUGGGUGGAGCCGGGCCGGUGAGCGGAGCUACAGCGAGGUGGAGCCGUCGUGAAAUCUGCCUUCUGUCCGCACUGGUGUUUGCAGCAGGAAUGUGUGUGAUUCUGGGAUGCAUGUUAGCAUUAAAGUUCCUCGCUCGAUCGCAGGAUUCUCAGUGUCGCCAGGAUUGUGUGAAACGGCGUUCGCUUUUACGCGCCGCUAGAUUCGUUCAGGGAAAUAUCGACCCCAGCGUUCAGCCCUGUCAUGACUUCUACAGCUUUGCGUGUGGAGGAUGGUUACGCAGACACGGGAUACCAGAGGAUAAACUGAGCUAUGGGAUUAUCACUGCUAUUGGAGAACAAAACCAGGACAAACUGCAGCGCCUCCUACAGGCACCGGUGCAGAGGAGAGAGCUCGAGAGUGCAGAGAGAAAGGUGAAAGAAUUUUACCGCUCAUGCAUAAACAUCAAAGAAAUCGACCGUCUGGGGGCGGGGCCUAUGACCGAGGUGAUUGACAGCUGCGGUGGGUGGGAUCUGUCUGGAGCUCCUCCUGGAGGGGCGGGGUGGGACAGUGGCUCCGCCCCCAUCAGGCCAGAUUUUAAUGAGAUGCUGUAUAAGACGCAGGGAGUUUACAGCACAUCUGUGUUCUUCUCUCUUACCGUCAGCGUAGACGACAAAAACUCUUCACGCAACGCCAUACGGAUUGAUCAGGAGGGUCUGACUCUUCCAGAAAGAACUCUGUAUCUUGGACAAGAUGAAGACAGUGUGAAGAUUCUGGCGUCCUAUAAAGCGCUGAUGGAGAGACUGCUGAGCAUGCUGGGAGCUCACAACGCCACGCUCAAAUCCCGAGAGAUUCUGGAUCUGGAGACCAAACUGGCAAACAUCACUGUCUCUGAGUAUGAAGACCAAAGAAAAGACAUCAGCAGCAUGUAUAACAGAAUAACACUAAAACAACUGCAGAAAAUGGCUCCAAGUUUCCACUGGAAGCGUCUGCUUGACCGCAUCUUCAACGAUAAUUUCUCUGAGGAGGAGGAGAUUGUGGUUUUGGCCACUGACUACAUGCAAACGGUGUCGGACAUCAUCAAAACCACCUCUAAACGCGUCCUUCAUAACUACAUGCUGUGGCGUAUGGUUGCGGCUCUGAGCGAGCAUCUCUCCACAGCGUUCCGCAGCACCAUCCACGAGUUUUCUCGAGAAAUCGACGGCACCGAGCAGCAGCUGGAUCUGGAGCGUCUGUGUCUCACGCAGGCCAACAAACACUUCGGCAUGGCCCUCGGAGCGCUGUUCGUCCAGCAGCACUUCUCCUCCUCCAGCAGAGCCAAGGUGCAGGAGCUGGUGGAGGAUAUUAAACACUCUCUGGAUGUGAGGCUGCAGGAGCUCGACUGGAUGGAUGAAGAAACCAAAGACGCCGCCAGAGGAAAGCUGCAGCACAUGAUGGUUAUGACGGGUUAUCCGGACUUCCUGUUAAAGCCUGAGCUUAUCGACGAGGAAUAUGCGUUUGACGUGAACGAGAAAACGUACUUCAAGAACAUCCUGAACAGCAUCAAGUACAACAUCAAACUCUCCAUCAAGAAGAUCCACAAAGAGGUGGACAAGACCACGUGGCUUCUUCCUCCACAGGCAUUAAAUGCGUAUUACCUGCCAAACAAAAACCAGAUGGUUUUUCCUGCAGGUAUUCUUCAGCCGACUCUCUAUGAUCCAGAAUUCCCUCAGUCACUGAAUUAUGGAGGAAUCGGUGCGAUUAUUGGACACGAGCUCACACACGGAUACGACGACUGGGGUGGACAGUAUGAUCGCUAUGGCAACCUGAAGCAGUGGUGGACGGAGGAGUCGUACAGGAAGUUCCAGAAGAAGACGGAGUGUAUCGUCAAACUGUACGACAACUUCACUGUGUACAACCAGAGGGUUAACGGGCGUCUGACUCUGGGUGAGAACAUCGCUGAUCUGGGUGGACUGAAGUUGUCUUAUCAUGCGUAUCAGAAGUGGGUGCGUGAGCACGGGCCAGAGCGUCCACUGCCGGGACUCAAACACACACAUGAGCAGCUCUUCUUCAUCGCCUUUGCUCAGAACUGGUGUAUGAAGAGAAGAUCUCAGUCCAUCUACCUGCAGCUGCUGACAGAUAAACACGCACCUGAGCAUUACAGGGUGAUCGGCUCGGUGUCUCAGUUCGGAUCCUUCUGCUCAAAUGAUUAUUUUUAUAUCUGAUGCCGAGAGUGUUCUUUAAGACUGAUGUUUGUGUAGACUGGUGUGUGUGUGUGUGUGUGUGUGUGAGAGAAAGUGAGUGUGUGUGUGAGUGUGUGAUCGUGUGUGUGAGAGAGAGUUAAUGUGUGAAUGUGUGUGAUAGAUUGAGUGUCUGUGUGCAAGAAAGUGAAUGUGUGCCUUUGUGUGUGUGUGUGUGAGAGAGUAAAUGUGUGUAUGUGUAUUUGAGAGUUUGUGUCUUGUGUGCAUGUGUGAGUAAGAGUGUGUAUGUCUGUGCGCAUGCCUGUCAUAAGGAGUGAGUGUGCGUGUGUGAGAGAGUAUGUGUGUGUGUGUGUGUGUGUGUGUGUGUGUGUGUGUGUGUGUGUGUGUGUGAGACAGCGCUGUACUGUAGGCAUGUUGAUGUUUUGAUAUGAUGUGUUUUGUCACACACACGUGUUGUGUUUCUGAGUAAAGAAGCUGCUGCUGAAGAACAACACACUGAUUCCCUAUCGCCUGCUCUGUGUGUGUGUGUAUGUGUGUGUGUGUGUGUGCAUUACAGACUGCAACUUCAGGACACUUAUUUCUGACAAACACACACACACACACACACACAAGUUAUAUGUUUUUUGGUGUUCUGUUUAGUCAAUUUGAUCCUUUUCUUUACAGAAAUUUUGAGUUUUUGUUACACAAUAUAAGGCGACACAGUGGCCUCACAGCAAGAAGGUCGCUGGUUUGAGUCUCGGCUGGGUCAGUUGGUGUUUCUGUGUGGAGUUUGCAU
Danio rerio (zebrafish) is the source of this 3344-nucleotide messenger RNA. The record is from RefSeq and is a predicted model, not a curated record. NCBI's taxonomy places the organism in Eukaryota, Metazoa, Chordata, Actinopteri, Cypriniformes, Danionidae.